Messenger RNA from Capronia epimyces CBS 606.96, 2199 nucleotides. RefSeq names its product protein disulfide-isomerase. NCBI's taxonomy places the organism in Eukaryota, Fungi, Ascomycota, Eurotiomycetes, Chaetothyriales, Herpotrichiellaceae. Gene Ontology annotation, cellular component: endoplasmic reticulum. The transcript has 3 exons. Bases 1 to 2199 code for a protein of 732 amino acids. The record is from RefSeq and is a predicted model, not a curated record. Gene Ontology annotation, molecular function: protein disulfide isomerase activity.
AUGAGGCCAGCACUGCUGGCAUGGGCGCUUACAGCCGUCUUGUCAAUAUCGGCCGCAGCACCGCCGGGUUCAGAAAAGGGUGGAAAGGUCCGGACAAAUGAUCCAGUUGCAGCAGACUCUUCUGCCAAUGGAGGGGAUGGUGCCGACUACACUGUUUUCAAUGAUAUCAACGUGCCUCCCAUGAAAGAAAUCGAGGGUGACAAGUUCUCCGAAACAAUAAAAGAUGGAUACUGGUGGGUUAAGUUCUAUUCACCCUACUGCGGACAUUGCAAGGUCGUCGCGCCGCUCUGGCAAACUCUCUACGAGUUUUACGUGACCUCGGACCCUCUCGAAGGCCGCACCAAGGAUGGCCAGCCAGACUUGUCGUCGCCUAACAGUUUCCACGGGUAUUACAAGUUUCAUUUCGCUUCGAUCAACUGUGUCGCCUAUGGUGAUGUCUGUGAAAAACACGGGAUCAAAGGUUGGCCUACAUUCUUGCUGUUUAAAGAUGGCGAACUCGUGGAGCGGUACUCGGGAGAAAGGUCCAUGGAGGGUUUCAGCAGCUAUGUGGAAGAAAAGCUGGAACAAAUCAAGCCGGGAUCGCGGCCCAGAGAGGGAGUCAAGGUCCCCAAGCCAGGCGCAAAAGGUAUUGAUCGCACGGCUGCGCCGGAGAAACCUGUCUCCAAAGACAAAGACACAGCUGCAGGAGUGGCUGCAGGCGAAAAGCAAAACAAAGAGGCAGCUGAACUGUCGACCGAGACGUCGUCUGCAAUGUUGGCGUCCGAGACUGCAAAGUUGGGGAGGUUCAAGAACGCCAAAAAUGCUACUCCGCCAAACCCCCUGGGGACCUCGGUUCCUCUGACGGCCGAGUCGUUCCAAAAGCUCGUCACUACCUCGCAGGAUCCGUGGUUCAUCAAGUUCUACGUGCCGUGGUGUUCGCACUGCCAGCAUCUCGCCCCCACCUGGGCAGAGAUGGCAAAGGAAAUGGAAGGGCAGCUCAACGUCGGAGAGGUCAACUGUGAACAAUCUCCCCGUCUGUGCAAAGAUGCCAAAGUCAGUGCUUAUCCUACCGUCUACUUCUUCCGAGGUGGCGAGCGGGUCGAGUAUCAAGGCCUACGUGGGCUCGGUGACCUGUUGUCCUUCGCCAGCAAGGCAUUGGACAGCGAUGUCAAGUAUGUCGAUGCCGCCGCAUUCAAGGAAAUGGAGGAGACGGAAGAGGUCAUCUUUGUCUACUUCUUCGACGAUGCCACCACUUCCGAAGAUUUUGCCGCCUUGGACCGCUUGACUUUGAGUUUGAUUGGACACGCGAAGAUCGUUAAAACCGACUCGGAAAUCCUGGCCAACCGAUUCAAAAUCUCUACCUGGCCAAGGUUGCUGGUGUCUCGAGAUGGAAGGCCGACAUACUACAACGCUCUUGCACCAAAAGACAUGCGAGAUUUCCGAAAAGUCCUGACCUGGAUGCAGUCCGUCUGGUUGCCGAUCGUCCCCGAACUGACCGCAUCUAACGCAAAGGAACUCAUGGCAGGAAAAUACGUCGUGCUGGGUAUGUUAUCGCGAGAACGGCCCGACGAAUUUAUGCAGUCAAGGCGCGAGUUGAAGAACGCGGCUCUGGAGUGGAUGGACAAACAAACACAGGCUUUCCAACUCGAACGACAAGAACUGCGUGAUUCGAAACAAUUGCGGAUCGAGGAAGCUGAAGAUCGCAAUGAUCAACGUGCAUUGCGGCAGGCAAAAAGCUUUGUCAUCAGCAUUACCGAGGAGAACUUCCGUAAAGGGGUGGCCUUUGCCUGGGUAGACGGCAUCUUUUGGGAGCGCUGGCUGCGGUCAACUUACGGAGUGGAUGUGUCAAAGGGUGAAAGGGUUAUCAUCAACGACGAGGAUAACCGCCGUUACUGGGAUGUCACCGACUCUGGAGCCUAUAUUAUGCCCUCUCGAACCUCGAUUCUCGAAACGCUGCCUCGAAUAGUUGCCAACCCUCCAAAGUUGACCCCGAAGUCGACCAUCAGCACCUUUGAGAACAUUUUCUUCCAGAUUCGGAAUUUCGGAACCUAUCAUCCGUACUUCUCGUUUGGGAUCUUGAUCCUGUCCGUCUUUGCACUUUUCUGGGUCCUGAAAAAUGGCACCUCACUCAAGAAGAAUCUGAGCAGAAACAGCAGUGGCUAUUUCCACCUUGAGGGGAAGGAGGGGCUUUUGGGCAUGACGAACGGCAAGGCUGAUUGA